Molecule: messenger RNA, 1849 nt
Organism: Anopheles maculipalpis
Lineage: Eukaryota; Metazoa; Arthropoda; Insecta; Diptera; Culicidae
Gene: NK7.1
Product: homeobox protein Hox-B2a
Exons: 3
Coding region: 53-1849 (598 amino acids)
Biological process (GO): regulation of transcription by RNA polymerase II; cell differentiation
Cellular component (GO): nucleus
Molecular function (GO): DNA-binding transcription factor activity, RNA polymerase II-specific; RNA polymerase II cis-regulatory region sequence-specific DNA binding
Source: RefSeq, a predicted model, not a curated record
UGAGUGACACGAGCUUACAAUUGAUUACGCCUGCCGAAUUCGCAGACCAAAAAUGACCCAAGCGGAAGAGCUCCUUGAGGUUAAGAAUCUCUACCACAGCAACGUACCAGACGAUCAGCAUUCACCUAGCCACAGUGAGAAAGAUCACCAGCAGCCGAGCAACAGCGAGCCGAAUAAUCUCAACACAGUACGAUCGGUGUCGGAAAAGAUCGAGCAUAAUGGCGAUCACAGCGAUACGGUUGUUCGUGCUGCCACCGACGGUGCCUCUUUCAUCCACGGCAGUGCUCCGAGCGGCCAAUGGGUCAAACAGACUCAAUGGCAUCCACACGUAUACGCUAACCCACCGAAGCAACCUCCGACACCGCACUCUAUAAUGGACAUUCUCGGGUGGAAGGGAACCUCACUGGCAAAGUGCACUUCCAGCAGUCCGCAUACAGAUGCUGCACUUAAGGAAAAUCACACCAAACCUUACAGUGGCCUCUUCGGAGCGCCAACCCCGGAGGAUGAUGUUUCUUCCCUGUACUACCGUCCGACUGAUGUCGAGAAGCGGCGAGUGAUAGAGGACGAGGACAAUAUUACCGUCGAUCAGGAUGACGAAAGUGAGGAUGAUGUGGAGGACAAAGGGAUAAAUGUUGAUCGUUCGCGUCCGAUGAGUCCUAACGAUGAACCGCUGAAUCUGUGCAUAUCAAAACCUUCGACAGAGUUCAACGUUUCAGCUUUAGUCUCCACAACGGAUACAACGACGACUGUCGGUAGAAGAACGCCUAGUCUGGGCCGAAGCUCGUUGGAUCGUUUGCACGAGCGGAAAAUUACAUCCGAGGAAGACUCCACACAAGAGUCAACACGAUCCUCCUCGGUACAUUAUCAUCAGCGACACACAUCCGCCCGCUCUUCCACGUCCGCCCAAUACCCACGUCCAAGAAGUGUAGUUCCUCCGGCAACCUUAGCACACUCGAGUGAUGCCGACUCGGACAUCUGCAUGUCGAACGAUGACUCCUCGACUACCGAUGGUCACUUUAGUGCCGUUAACGAUGCUGUUGCCUCGGCCACCAUGACCAUGUCGACGCUAUUUUCGCUUCCCAAACCGGCGGGAGCAGCACUGAUGGCCACGAACAGCAACGGCAGUGGUUCGGUGCAGGAUGAAGAGGACUCGACCAAUACCGGUAGCCACCACAGGCGCAAGAAAAAGGCUCGCACCACAUUUACGGGUCGUCAAAUCUUUGAACUAGAGAAACAGUUUGAGGUAAAGAAGUAUCUGUCGUCGAACGAACGGACCGAAAUGGCGAAAUUGUUGAACGUUACGGAAACACAGGUUAAAAUAUGGUUUCAAAACCGGCGCACCAAAUGGAAAAAGCAGGAUAGCGGCAGCAGCGGCACGGCGGUUGGUGGUGACAUUCCGUCCGUUGCCAUCCCAUCCUCGUCCACCACCUCCUCCCAUUCAUCCCAUUCGUCAAAGGAGGCAGCCAAAGCGGCUGCUACUGCUGGUAGUGGACGCACUUCGAACGCAGCUUCCAAAUCAACCACUACCCCAACUACCACCGGCACAGAGCAAUCAGUAAAACUGGCGUGGAUCAAUGAGCUAGAAAGCGUGCAGGAUGUACCUGCGCCACCGUCACAGCCAUCGUCAACGAAAUCUCGCGCGUAUCUGAAAGCGACGGGUAGUGGUGGUACCGCUGUAAAGAAAGGUUCAUCCGGUACCGCUGAGCAAAGACGCAGUGCGAGCAAACAGCUCGAGCGUCAUCUAGCGGUGGGUGGCAGCGGCACGGAUCGUCGUAGCAACAGCAAUAGCAGCCGAAGCAAUAGCGUCCCAGUGGAACACUCUCACCCACAGAUGGCGCAGUCCGCAUGA